Messenger RNA from Sesamum indicum (sesame), 1056 nucleotides. RefSeq lists its product as uncharacterized. Lineage: Eukaryota; Viridiplantae; Streptophyta; Magnoliopsida; Lamiales; Pedaliaceae. The record is from RefSeq and is a predicted model, not a curated record.
ACUAUUAAACUCAGAUAUGGUUGUCCUCUUCAAUGCCUCCCAUUCCCUUCCGUUCUUCGCCAGCCUCAAAUUUUGAUCUUCCCGAAGAAACAGCUGAAAUGGGUGAGGUUGCGGCGGCGCAGUCAUGCCGCAACGCCCUGUUACCCGGCCAUUUCAAGGUAUACCCGCUUAAGCUAAGUGCAAAAUGGCAAUGCAACGUUGGAAAAAGGUUGAGGGUAAUGAAAGUAGAAGCUCAGAUGGUGAAUCCGUCUACUUACUCUUCCAGAAUUUCCACCGACAUCCCUUUAUAUGAAACUCCUGGGGCUUCGUUUGAUGUGUAUUUGGAAGAUAAGCCCAGGGUUUUUAAAGCCAUCUUUCCUGAUAAACGUAGGAGCCAGCAACUCAAUGAGGAAGAGUGGAGAGUUCACAUGCUACCAAUAGAAUUCCUAUUCCUGACUGUGUCCCCGGUGAUUGACAUGAGGUUAAGAUGUAAAUCUUGUGGGAAGGGGUACCCACCUGGAGUUCCUCAAGAUAUUUCAAAGGUUCUUGAGCUUGACAUUAUUAGAUGGGAGCUCCAGGGAUUGGAUGACAUGCUCAAGCCAUCUCAAUUUUCCCUUGGUGUAAAAGGGGCUCUGUACCCCGACAGACGCGGACCACGAAGCAGGCUGAAAGGUCAACUACAAAUGAGUAUAAGCUUCAUCCUCCCUCCUAUGCUUGCAUUGGUUCCUGAAGAUAUUCGUCGAGAUGUUGCAGAGUCGGUUCUCAAGAGAUUGGUGGAGAACAUGAAAGAUAAAGUUAACGGCAGCCUGAUUGCGGAUUAUAGCGAAUUCAAGAGGGAAAGACCAAAGGCAUUAGCAUGAGCUCAGGAUUUGAUCUGAUGGUCAAUUCAGAUAGUGAUAUACGUCUUCUUGAGGAACAUAUAAAGGCUGUUGAAAAGUGGAGGAAGUUUGAGGAACCCCCAAAAUUUGUCACAGAAUUCGUGUUUGUAAAUGAUUGAAGUUUUCUCCUGCUGUGCUUGCCUACGCCAUUCUUUUGCUAUGGCUUAUUGAACAAAGUCCAUCUGCCUCUGUGUUUCAA